UACACUAGAGUUUGGGAGGAGGAGGAGCCGGAGCUGGAACUGUGCUCCUGCCCCCAGUUUGUCCUGGGAGGAAGGGUGUUUCCUUCUGUAACUUGUUCCGUGGUGGCUAAGUGUUUGGGAAGUUUCAGCCCGCAGUUCCAGUCGGGAAAGAGAGAGCGCACCCCUUAUCCUGGUGCGUCCCGCCGCCCUUCAUGUAAGCGGUGCAGCAGCGGGGAGCGCAGUGGGAAGAGUCCAUUUUCUGAAACGGGGACCGGAUACCUUCCACACACCCAGGGAACCCAACAAUGACCACCCAAGUAACACUGGAGGACGCUUUGUCCAAUGUGGAUCUGUUGGAGGAGCUGCCAUUACCAGACCAGCAGCCCUGCAUUGAGCCACCUCCCUCCUCAAUACUGUUCCAGCCCAAUUUUAACACUAACUUUGAAGACCGAAAUGCAUUUGUCACAGGGAUUGCAAGAUAUAUUGAACAAGCUACUGUGCAUUCUGGCAUGAAUGAAAUGCUUGAAGAAGGGCAGGAAUAUGCUAUCAUGUUAUAUACAUGGAGAAGCUGUUCAAGAGCCAUACCACAGGUUAAAUGCAAUGAGCAGCCUAAUCGUGUGGAAAUAUAUGAAAAAACUGUGGAUGUAUUGGAGCCUGAGGUUACUAAGCUGAUGAACUUCAUGUACUUUCAGAGAAAUGCCACAGAACGGUUCUGUGCGGAGGUAAAACGCCUGUGCCAUGCUGAACGACGGAAGGACUUUGUAUCUGAGGCCUACCUUAUGACCCUUGGAAAAUUUAUCAAUAUGUUUGCUGUCUUGGAUGAACUUAAAAACAUGAAGUGUAGUGUUAAAAAUGACCAUUCUGCAUACAAGAGAGCAGCUCAGUUUCUACGAAAAAUGGCAGACCCACAAUCAAUCCAGGAAUCUCAGAACCUGUCUAUGUUUCUGGCCAAUCACAAUAAGAUCACUCAGUCUCUUCAGCAACAGCUGGAAGUUAUUCCUGGCUAUGAAGAGCUCCUUGCUGACAUAGUUAAUUUGUGUGUUGACUACUAUGAAAAUAAAAUGUAUCUGACGCCCGGGGAGAAACACAUGCUUCUAAAAGUAAUGGGCUUUGGACUUUAUCUUAUGGAUGGCAGUGUGAGCAACAUCUAUAAACUGGAUGCCAAAAAGAGGAUUAACCUGAAUAAAAUAGACAAAUUCUUUAAGCAACUACAGGUGGUUCCUCUGUUUGGUGAUAUGCAAAUUGAGCUUGCAAGAUAUAUUAAAACAAGUGCACAUUAUGAAGAAAAUAAAUCCAGGUGGACCUGUACCUCAUCAAGCAGCAGCCCACAGUAUAAUAUAUGUGAGCAGAUGAUUCAGAUCAGAGAAGACCAUAUGCGCUUUAUUUCUGAGUUGGCCCGCUAUAGCAAUAGUGAGGUGGUGACUGGAUCAGGUCGCCAAGAAGCCCAGAAGACAGAUGCAGAGUACCGAAAACUUUUUGACUUGUCUUUGCAAGGGCUUCAGCUCCUGUCUCAGUGGAGUGCACAUGUAAUGGAAGUGUACUCAUGGAAGCUUGUUCACCCAACUGAUAAAUACUCCAAUAAAGACUGCCCAGACAAUGCAGAAGAAUAUGAGCGUGCUACAAGAUACAACUAUACCAGUGAGGAGAAAUUUGCUCUGGUUGAGGUCAUUGCGAUGAUAAAAGGUCUACAAGUCCUUAUGGGCAGAAUGGAAAGUGUAUUUAAUCAUGCCAUACGCCAUACUAUCUAUGCUGAGCUUCAGGAUUUUGCCCAGGUUACACUAAGGGAGCCACUGAGACAAGCUAUUAAGAAGAAGAAAAAUGUAAUACAAAGUGUGCUCCAGGCUAUCAGAAAGACUGUUUGUGACUGGGGAGCUGGAUGUGAACCAUUCAAUGACCCUGCACUCAGAGGAGAAAAAGACCCAAAGUCUGGAUUUGAUAUAAAAGUUCCUAGACGUGCUGUUGGACCAUCUAGCACCCAGCUUUACAUGGUGAGAACCAUGCUAGAGUCCCUCAUUGCUGACAAAAGUGGUUCCAAGAAAACCCUGAGAAGUAGCCUAGAGGGUCCCACCAUUUUGGACAUAGAAAAAUUUCACCGAGAAUCUUUCUUCUACACACAUUUGAUAAAUUUCAGUGAGACCUUACAGCAGUGCUGUGACUUGUCCCAGUUAUGGUUCAGGGAGUUUUUCUUGGAGUUGACAAUGGGCCGUAGAAUUCAGUUUCCUAUUGAGAUGUCGAUGCCAUGGAUUCUGACUGACCAUAUUCUGGAGACAAAGGAGGCAUCUAUGAUGGAGUAUGUCCUCUACUCUCUGGAUCUCUAUAAUGACAGUGCACAUUAUGCACUUACAAAGUUCAAAAAGCAGUUUCUCUAUGAUGAAAUUGAAGCUGAGGUAAACUUGUGCUUUGACCAGUUUGUCUACAAGUUAGCUGACCAAAUAUUUGCCCACUACAAAGUUGUAGCUGGCGGCCUUCUUCUAGACAAGCGACUUAGAGCAGACUGUAAGAAUCAGGGAGCCAGUAUCUCCCAGCCAACAUCCAAUCGCUAUGACACUUUGCUGAAGCAGAGGCACGUACAGCUUCUAGGGAGAUCAAUUGACCUAAAUCGCUUAAUUACUCAGAGGAUUUCGGCUGCUCUUUAUAGAUCACUUGAGCUAGCUAUUGGGCGGUUUGAAAGUGAAGACCUAACCUCAAUUGUUGAGUUGGAUGGUCUUAUUGAAAUAAAUCGAUUGACGCACAAGCUGCUGAGCAAGUAUUUGACCCUGGACAGUUUUGAUGCUAUGUUCCGCGAGGCCAAUCAUAAUGUGUCUGCUCCUUAUGGUAGAAUCACCCUUCAUGUCUUCUGGGAGCUGAACUAUGACUUCCUUCCAAAUUACUGCUAUAAUGGGUCCACUUACAGGUUUGUUCGUACUGUAAUGCCUUUCUCUCAGGAGUUCCAAAGGGACAAGCAGCCAAACGCUCAACCUCAGUACUUAUUUGGUUCAAAGCUUUUGAAUUUGGCGUACAGCAGCAUGUUUAGCUACUAUAGGCAUUUUGUGGGCCCCCCACACUUCAAAGUGAUCUGCCGACUUCUGGGGUAUCAGGGGAUUGCAGUAGUCAUGGAGGAACUACUGAAAGUCGUCAAGAGUCUGCUACAAGGUACAAUUCUUCAGUAUGUGAAAACGUUAAUGGAAGUUAUGCCCAAGAUCUGCCGCCUUCCCAGGCAUGAGUAUGGCUCUCCAGGUAUACUGGAAUUUUUCCAUCACCAGCUGAAAGACAUAGUGGAAUAUGCAGAGCUGAAAACAGUGUGCUUUCAGAACCUGAGGGAAGUGGGCAACACUCUCCUUUUCUGCCUUCUCAUAGAACAGAGCUUGUCCCUGGAAGAAGUCUGCGACCUGCUCCAUGCAGCUCCCUUUCAGAAUAUACUUCCAAGGGUGCAUGUUAAGGAAGGCGAACGCUUGGAAGCAAAGAUGAAAAGACUGGAAUCCAAGUACGCGCCUCUGCACCUAGUGCCACUCAUAGAGAGGCUUGGAACUCCUCAGCAAAUUGCUAUAGCAAGAGAAGGGGAUCUUUUGACCAAGGAGCGUCUUUGUUGUGGUCUCUCCAUGUUUGAAGUUAUCCUGACUAGAGUCCAGACCUUCUUGGAUGAUGCUAUAUGGCGUGGCCCUCUCCCCAGCAAUGGUGUGAUGCAUGUGGAUGAGUGUGUGGAAUUCCAUCGCCUUUGGAGCGCCAUGCAGUUUGUCUACUGUAUCCCAGUGGGAACACAUGAGUUCACUGUAGAGCAAUGCUUUGGUGAUGGACUGAACUGGGCUGGGUGCAUGAUCAUUGCACUUCUGGGGCAGCAUCGUCGCUUUGAUGUGCUAGAUUUCUGCUAUCAUCUACUCAAGGUACAGAAACAUGAUGGCAAAGAUGAAGUUAUCAAGAAUGUGCCCUUGAAAAAAAUGGUUGAACGCAUUCGCAAGUUCCAGAUACUAAAUGAUGAAAUAUUUGGCAUCUUAGACAAGUACUCAAAGUCAGUAGAUGGAGAGAAUACCCCUGUAGAGCAUGUUAGAUGCUUCCAGCCACCUAUUCACCAAUCUCUGGCCAGCAACUAAGCAUGCCUCCAGUCUCCAUCUGUGGGAUGGCAUACACCAUGUUCAUGGACUGUCUCUCUUGUAUACUGAAUGCAUUCUAUUUUUGCUACAAGUCAACAUUUAAAAAGAACGUGGAUUCUUCUUGUAUGUCACCGGUGUCCUCAAAGUUCUCCUCCCCAGUUCUUUUCUGUAUUUGUAAGUGACGGUAUUGUGGCAUGCAGCCAUAUUGGGACCAUAGCAGCACUGAGUCAUAACCUAAUCUAAAAGCAUUAAUGCCAAUGUAAAACUGUACACUACUGUUUGCACUGGGCUAAACCAUCUAAAUUGUUUUAUAAAAUCCACUGAGAUGAAUUCUAUAGUAAGGAUACAUUCCCGAUGUUUGUAUGGAGCCUAAGGAAAUUUCCUCUGAAUCUACAAGUAAUGAUUAACUUCUUUCCUGCAAUGCUACACUUGCAAUAAAGGUUUCUAAUAACAUCACAA
This is a messenger RNA of Xenopus tropicalis (tropical clawed frog), 4505 nucleotides long. It is a transcript of the gene cyfip1, whose product is annotated as cytoplasmic FMR1 interacting protein 1. Bases 285 to 4046 code for a protein of 1253 amino acids. The record is from RefSeq and is a predicted model, not a curated record. NCBI's taxonomy places the organism in Eukaryota, Metazoa, Chordata, Amphibia, Anura, Pipidae. The transcript has 31 exons. Gene Ontology annotation, molecular function: small GTPase binding. Gene Ontology annotation, biological process: regulation of actin filament polymerization. Gene Ontology annotation, cellular component: cytoplasm.